This is a messenger RNA of Arachis stenosperma, 1989 nucleotides long. RefSeq lists its product as uncharacterized. The record is from RefSeq and is a predicted model, not a curated record. The transcript has 2 exons. Gene Ontology annotation, biological process: proteolysis. Bases 1 to 1989 code for a protein of 662 amino acids. Gene Ontology annotation, molecular function: aspartic-type endopeptidase activity. Lineage: Eukaryota; Viridiplantae; Streptophyta; Magnoliopsida; Fabales; Fabaceae.
AUGAGGUACGACGGAACUCAAGAUCCUCUAGAACACCUCACGGCCUUUGAGGCCAGGAUGAAUCUAGAAGGAGUAGGAGACGAAGUAAGGUGCCGCGCCUUCCCGGUAACCCUAGCAGGACCAGCGAUCAGAUGGUUUAACGGCCUCCCUCAAGGUUCCAUCUACAACUUCUCAGACAUCAGCCGUGCAUUCCUGGCCCAAUUUACAACGCGAAUAGCAAAGGCCAAGCAUCCUAUCAACCUUCUAGGGGUAACCCAGAGACAAGGAGAACCAACCAGGAGAUACCUAGAUCGGUUCAACGAUGAAUGCUUGGAAAUCGACGGCUUAACCGAUUCGGUGGCCAGUCUCUGCCUGACAAACGGCCUCCUCAACGAGAACUUCCGAAAACACCUCACCACGAAGCCGGUUUGGACAAUGCACGAAAUCCAGACGGUGGCCAAGGAGUACAUAAACGACGAGGAAGUCAGCCGAGUCGUGGCUGCCAAUAAGCGGCAGUCCGGUUACGGCCAGGCUCGGCAGUCCGGUGGCGACGGUGAGAGAGCAAGAGAAAAGGGCAGGGAGGAGGCAUCAAACAAAGCACCUAGGUCGUUCCCUCGAGUCGGAAAAUUUACUAACUACACUCCACUCACCCUCCCCAUCGUGGAAGUUUAUCAACAAAUAGCUGAGAAAGGAAUUCUUCCGAAGCCUCGACCACUUAAGGACCGUACGGGAGGGAACAAGAACCUUUAUUGCGAUUACCAUAAGGGAUACGGCCAUCAAACACAAGACUGUUUCGACCUGAAGGAUGCACUAGAACAGGCGAUAAGGGAAGGAAAGCUAGCAGCGUUCUCCCAUCUCAUCAGGGAGCCGAGAAGGCGUUAUCGGGAUCAGGACGAGGAAGGCAAGACACGCUCGGCCAAGCGACGACAGGAACCCGAAGACAGAGACCAUGGCCUCACUGUGAUAAACGUGGUAACGGCAAAAAAUGCUGCACCAAAAUCUCGGUCGGCACACAAGAAAGACGCCAAGGUUCUGGCGAUCUCAUCCUCGCCAGUGCAAAGCUCCAAAAAACCUCCGUCCAUUUCUUUCGGCCCGGAAGACCAAUGGUUCAGCGACGCCCCGGAAAACCCCCCCAUGGUCAUAACGGCCAGAGUGGGAACCGGCCUCGUCAAACGGAUCCUUGUCGACACAGGAGCUGAUUCGAACAUCAUGUUCCGCAACGUAUUCGACGCACUAGGGCUAAAGGAUGCCGACCUGACGACUCACCAGCACGGGGUUAUCGGGUUAGGCGACCACUUUAUCAGACCGGACGGAGUCAUUUCCCUACCAAUCUCGGUGGGACAGAUGCAAGGCCGAAGAUCGGCGAUGGCCGAGUUCGUAAUCCUCCGAGACUCCACAGCCUACAACAUCAUCUUGGGAAGAAAAACAAUCAAUGAUCUUGAAGCCAUAAUCAACACCAAGCUGCUAAUUAUGAAGUUCGUUACCGAUGAGGGAUCCAUAGGGACCAUAAGAGGAGACCUCGAGACGGCGGUCGCUUGUGACAACGCCAGCCUUUCCCUUAGAAAGAAGUCCAAGGAAGGAUCCGGCGUGUUCCUAGCCGACCUUGAUGCCAGAGUAGAGGACAAGCCCAGGCCGGAACCAGAAGGGGACCUGGAGAAGUUUAGAAUCGGUGACGAAGGGGAAAAAUUCACAUUCGUCAACAAGAACCUCCCGCAUGAGUUGAAGGAGCCUUUGAUUGAAAUGAUAAGGGCCAACAGGGACUUGUUCGCCUGGACGCCAGCCGACAUGCCGGGCAUAGAUCCAAAAAUCAUCUCACACCAUCUAGCCGUCAAGCCGGAAGCACGCCCAGUGGCUCAACGGAGGAGAAAAAUGUCGGCGGAAAGAGCAGAGGAGGUAGCCAAGCAGACGGCCGGCCUCCUAGAAGCAGGCUUCAUACGGGAAGUAGACUACUCGACGUGGCUCUCAAAUGUGACGCACUCGUCGACGCCGCGGCGGGAUACCGGUAUCUGA